This is a messenger RNA of Notolabrus celidotus (New Zealand spotty), 2458 nucleotides long. RefSeq names its product lysosomal associated membrane protein 1a (gene lamp1a). The coding region runs from base 345 to 1598 and encodes 417 amino acids. The transcript has 9 exons. Gene Ontology annotation, cellular component: membrane. NCBI's taxonomy places the organism in Eukaryota, Metazoa, Chordata, Actinopteri, Labriformes, Labridae. The record is from RefSeq and is a predicted model, not a curated record.
GAAGGAGGUGGGGAGCAGCUUCACGUGACUGGAGCUCUGACUGCUCCCCGUUCACAUGACGUGAAGAGACUAGUGAGGCUGUGACCGACAUCUAACCGCGUUUAUCUGCCCUUUUUUUUAACAGGACACGCUUAAAGACGGCUGGAUGUUCCUUUAAGCUUUCUUUAGAGAGUAAAUUAAAACCGGAAGAGCCUCGAUUUACGAUUUACGACUAACGGGUUCGUGAAGUCAAGUGUGCGGGGAGAAGAUCCCACCUGCGCCUGCAGCGGUAACGCACCGGUGUGUCUCUCAGUCCGGGCUUGUUUUUCUGCCCUCUUUGGUGAAAUACUCUUCAAUCUAACAAGAUGAAGCUCUCACACGCUCUGUCCGUGCUCAUCAUCGCCUGGUUGACGGUAAUCGGUCACACUCAGGCCGUUACUCUGGAGGUGAAAACAGGGAACUCCACCUGCAUCAAGGCCGAGCUCUCUGCCUCCUUCUCCAUCACAUACAACACCUCCACUAGCACGAAAACAGCUAAGUUCUUUCUGCCAGACUCCUCCAUGGUCGAUGCAAGCAGCAGCUCGUGUGGCACAGACUCCAGCUCACCGUGGCUGGUGGUCGUGUUUGGACCCGGCCAUGCUCUGGGGCUCGGCUUCUCAACCAACGGGAGUCUGUACAGUGUUGCUAACCUGACGCUGCAGUACAACCUCAGCGAUACGUUGAUCUUCCCUGAUGCAGGCAGUUCGGAUGUGGUCACAGUUGUGUCAUCUUCAGUUGGCAUUUGGGCAACGAUGAACACCACCUACCGCUGUGAGAGCCCCUCCAAUUUCAGCGUUGGUGGAGGAGCAUCCGUCACCUUCUCUGGCAUGAGGCUGGAGGCGUACAUGCCACAAAAUGACCUGAGUGCAACAGAGAGUGUAUGUACGGCAGAUCAAGCCAUUACCACAGCUCCACCCACCACUGCCGCUCCUACAACGACCCCAGUGGCUCCACCAAGCCCUCCAGGAACACCUGAACGGGGCACCUACUCUGUAAACAACAUCAACGGCUCCGUGUGUCUCCUGGCUCGGAUGGGACUGCAGCUCAACGUUUCCUACUUCUCUCUAUCCCAGAAUAAGACGGUCACAGAAUUAGUGAAUCUGAGUCCCAAUGAGACCAGUGUAUCAGGAUCAUGUGAACCCAGCAGUGCUUCCUUGGUUUUAACACAAGAACAAGUCACCACACUCAGCCUCACCUUCACCCUGAACUCCACAAGCAACAGGUAUCACCUCAGUGGGAUUACUCUGCUUGCUAACUGGUCUGAUAUGACGGCUCCUUUCUGGGCCAGUAACACAAGUCUGGACUACCUGAGGAGCACACUGGGCCGCUCAUACAUGUGCAACGCGGAGCAAACUCUGGCUGUGGUGCCGACUUUCUCUCUCAACACGUUCAGAGUGCAGGUGCAGCCCUUUGAGGUCACUACAAACCAGUUUGCUACAGCGGAGGAGUGUCAGAUAGACCAAACACAGAUGCUGAUCCCGAUCAUCGUUGGAGCAGCUCUUGCCGGCUUGGUGCUCAUCGUCCUCAUCGCUUAUCUGAUCGGCAGGAAGAGGAGCCACGCUGGAUACCAAACCAUCUGAACUGACUCUUAACUUUUAACUAAAACCUGCAGACCGGAGCGCGGAGGUGAACCUGAGUGUGUGAGUGAGUGAAUGGAAGCAGUUGCUGCUCUGUGGUGAGUGCAUGCUAUUUCUGCAUACCAUGUGUGACCUCCAGAUAUUUUAUUUUCACUUUCUCUUUGAGAUGAUUAGAAGCCAAAGAUCUGCAAACCUUAGUCCGUGUGAAGGUCCAGAUGGUGUCUGAGAGGAUGGAGGCAGUUUGAGCUGCUGUAGCACGUUCACCAUCAGCUGUUCUCUUCUUGAACUGCUGUUUAUCGUCAUGUUCAGUAAUUAUUUAUGAAGAAUCUUGUGACCCAUGUGUUUACAGAAGCAGAGGGAGCGUCUGAUAAACAGCACAAACAACUUUUUUAGUCCAAACAGAUCAAACAGCUCGUCCACUGUUGGUCAGAAGAUGUUUUCCUAAGCCCGCUCAUGCCCACUGCAAGUUUCUAUAAGCCUCCUGAGCUUCAUAAUCCCAGCGACUCCAAGAAAAGGGAAAUUAAUAUGUAUCCUUUCUCAUCAUGUUCCUCCACAGACGAGAGCCUGAGCUGACCCGGUAAUGAAAUCCAGCUUGCUCAGCAUGGUCCUGAUUCUGUAUUAAAAAUGUGGACUGCUGCUCUCAGGCUAAAGACACAGGGCCGCUCCGGUAACUCAAAUUGUAUUUAUCAAUACGAGUGAAAACAUGCAUGGGUAAACUUUCUAUCCCUGCUUUCUCCCCACUUUCUGGAAAUACAUGUAGAUAUGAACCGUUGAUUUGAGCUUUUAUUUUUUGAGAGGAUGGUUUGAACUCGUUUUCUAUUAUGCAUCUGACUGAAAGUUAAUAAAAGUCUUACAAUUCCAGA